Messenger RNA from Pogona vitticeps (central bearded dragon), 1934 nucleotides. The record is from RefSeq and is a predicted model, not a curated record. NCBI's taxonomy places the organism in Eukaryota, Metazoa, Chordata, Lepidosauria, Squamata, Agamidae.
CUGUUUCCAAUAGUUUCCAAUCCUGAGAAUGGCUGCUAUGGGUCUCCCAAGGUCUGAAGCUUGCACUGGGAUUCCACGGAGUCGUGGCUCUUUCCUCUGACAGUAGUUUUUCAAGGGUCUCAUGGCAGCUUGAAGACUAACAGACAAAACAAGGGGCAUUGGGUGUGGCCCUGGAGAUGACUAACCAUGUGGAGGUCCCCAUGGCAGAUGGCCCCCACAUCAGCUUGGAAGACCUGCCGAAACCCUGCCUGGAGAAAUACUGUGGUUGGCUUAUGAGAAAUGCGCUGCUUGCUCUCACAAUAAUUGGUGUGAUAUUGGGAUCUGUGUUUGGGGGGCUGCUGAGGCUGCUUCCACCCCUUGACAGUGACCUGAUCAUGCUGAUUUCAUUUCCUGGGGACAUCCUGAUGCGCAUGUUGAAAAUGUUGAUCCUGCCUCUCGUGAUAUCUAGUCUCAUUUCAGGUUUAGCUGGCCUAGAUGCCAAAUCCAGUGGGCGCAUGGGCACUCGUGCCAUGGUGUAUUAUUUGUCAACCACAGUGGCGGCGGCCAUCUUGGGUGUCAUACUGGUUCUAUCCAUCCAUCCUGGCAACCCAAAACUGAAGAAAACUUCGUCAAUGGCAACCAGAAAUGAGGAUGUCUCCAGCCUGGAUGCUUUUUUGGACUUGGUCAGGAACCUGUUCCCUGAAAACCUGGUGCAAGCCUGUUUCCAGCAGAUCCAGACUGUUUCAACGAAGGUGCCUGUACCACCUGUGGUGGUUCGUAAAGAAAAUGUCAGUCAGAUAGUCCGCGUCAAUGGGACGGUGCUCAAUGCUACCAUCACGGAAGUUAACGUGGGCCCCAGCACGAUUACCCAGAAACGGCUGGAGUUCAAGGCCGGAAUGAACGUUUUGGGUUUGAUUGGUUUCUUCAUCGCCUUCGGCAUUUCCAUGGGGAAGAUGGGGGAGCAAGCCAAGCCCAUGGCUGAUUUUUUCAACAUUCUCAAUGAGAUCAUCAUGAAGCUGGUCUCUAUGAUCAUGUGGUACUCCCCAUUUGGCAUUGCUUCCCUCAUCUGUGGCAAGAUUGCAGCUAUCAAAGACCUGGAGAUGGUAGCCCGGCAGCUGGGCAUGUACAUGGUGACUGUCAUCGUGGGCUUGGUUAUCCAUGGUGCCAUGGUGCUGCCCCUUAUCUUCUUUGUCAUCACCCGCCAGAACCCCUUCAUCUUCUACGCUGGUAUAUUCCAAGCAUGGCUUACUGCCCUUGGUACUGCCUCCAGUGCUGGGACACUGCCUGUCACUUUCCGCUGCCUUGAAGAGAACCUUAAAAUUGAUAGACGGGUGACACGCUUCGUACUACCCAUUGGGGCCACCAUCAACAUGGAUGGCACCGCUCUUUACGAGGCCGUGGCAGCCAUCUUCAUUGCGCAGAUGAACAGCAUAAACUUGGAUGGGGGACAGAUUGCCACCGUCAGCCUGACAGCCACAUUGGCCAGUGUAGGGGCAGCCAGUAUACCCAGUGCAGGGUUAGUCACCAUGCUUCUAAUUCUAACCGCUGUGGGGCUCCCCACCCAGGACAUCAGCCUCCUCAUUGCUGUGGAUUGGCUACUAGAUCGCAUGAGAACUUCCAUCAACGUGGUGGGUGACUCCUUUGGUGCUGGCAUAGUCCAUUACCUGUCGUUGAAAGAGCUGGAAGUCAUUGAUGCCAGGGCUGAGGGGCGUGAGCCAGAGCUAGACCCAGAUGCCCUGAAAAUGCAGGCUCUGGGCAAUCACCAGGGCCCACUUGAGGGCUCCAUCGGCUCCGGGUACACAGUUCUGCCCACUCAGGAAGAGGAUGAGCCUCCUCCAGAGAAAAUAGAUGCAGCGUCGCAAUACAGUGAGAAGGAUGAAGAGGAGCCUGCCAGUGAUGCUGAGGAAGGAGAAGAGAAGAAAGAGGAAGGAGAAUAGAUGCCCUUUCCCCCUUGC